This is a messenger RNA of Linum tenue, 528 nucleotides long. NCBI's taxonomy places the organism in Eukaryota, Viridiplantae, Streptophyta, Magnoliopsida, Malpighiales, Linaceae. The record is from the annotation of a GenBank genome assembly.
AUGGCGUCUUCAAGCGUGGGAGCUUCGUCGGGGUCUACCGGCGGCGCUCUGAUGAGGAACUCCAGCUCGGAGGAAGAUCUGAAUCUGGGCUUGAUGGACGAGAGGAAGCGGAAGAGGAAGCUCUCCAACAGGGAGUCGGCGCGCCGAUCCAGGAUGCGGAAGCAGAACCACCUCGACGAGCUGUCGGCUCAGGUGGCUCAGCUCACCAAGGACAACGCCGAAAUCGUCGCCAGCGUGAACCUCAAGACCCAGCUCUUCCUCGGCGCCGAAGCCGAAAACUCGGUCCUCCGCGCCCAAGCCGCCGAGCUGAGCCAUCGGCUCGACUCGCUCAAUGAAAUCGUCAACUACGUCGACUCCCUCCGAUACGCCGCCGUUCCCGCUCCCACCCCCACCCCCACCGCCGCCGGUGGUGCUACCGGCGCUACUACUGCUCUUGAGGCUGCGGACGACUGUUUCAUGAUGAUGAACAAUGAAAACCCGUGGAGCUGCUCGGCUUUCCAGCCGGUGAUGGACAUGGUUAUGUACUGA